This is a messenger RNA of Iphiclides podalirius (scarce swallowtail), 1191 nucleotides long. The record is from the annotation of a GenBank genome assembly. NCBI's taxonomy places the organism in Eukaryota, Metazoa, Arthropoda, Insecta, Lepidoptera, Papilionidae.
AUGACGGUCACCAGCAAGAUGAAUAGCGUCUCCCGCCAAUCGGUACUGAGUCGCCUCGGUCCCGGUGGACUGCUUUAUGCCGCAAACAAAAUAAUAGCGGUUGCUUCUGGCAAGGAAGAAGAACGCUGGCGCGGCAAGGACGAAGGUGUGCUUUUCAAGCGUUGGAGACGCACACCCUCGACCAACGAGACCGCUCCUGUGGUUCCUGCACCAACCACACCGCCGUCGCAGCCUUCAGAUUUACUCAAAUUUCUAGCAAUUAACGCAUUAGAGUUAUCGGCACCAGCUUCCGAUGCGCUCUUGAAAUCCAGAUCUUCGGAAUGGUUCCAGCUGUCCGGGCACCCGGGUUCGUUGGCCCCCGCGGGUCCGGGCACCGUUUGGAAAAGACGAGCGGCUGGUGACCAUCCCGCUCAUAACCCCGAGCGCGACGCUUACGAAGCUCUCGCCGCCUGCCCGCACAUGCGCUCCGCAAUCCCGCGUUAUUACCGAGAAUUGGAGUACGGCGGCGAGCACUUCAUCGAGCUGCAGGACCUCCUACAUGGCUUCCGUGACCCCCACGUCAUGGACAUAAAAAUGGGCACGCGCACCUUCUUAGAGGACGAGGUCUGCAAUGCACGCGCGCGUCAGGACCUCUACGAGAAAAUGGUGCGAUUGGACCCAAACGCUCCCACCGAAAGCGAGCACGCGGCUCGCGCUAUCACUAAACUACGCUACAUGCAAUUCAGGGAACAGCGAUCCUCAUCUGCCGAGCAGGGAUUCAGGAUUGAAGCCGUCAAACUGCCAGGGCAGCCUCCCCUCACGGAUCUGCAGAAAGUUAGGGAGCCGCAUCAGCUCGCUGCUACGAUCGCACGCUUCCUUGGCGACGACGAGCGCGCUCGUCUUGCAAUCGUAGCACGCCUCCACGAGAUCAGGGACUUGUUCGAGCGCUCCGAAUUCUUCCGCUCGCACGAGAUCGUCGGCAGCAGCAUCUUUAUCAUUUACGAUAAUGAACGCGUGGGCGCGUGGCUGAUUGAUUUCGCCAAGACCCGACGUGUGCCAGAAGACAUUGUGGUCAACCACCGCGCCCCGUGGUCACAAGGAAACCACGAGGAGGGAUUUCUAUAUGGAUUGGAUAGAUUGAUUAAUAUUAUAGAAACCGCCAGUUUGUCGCAAAAGAGCAAUGAAACGACAAAAGAACCUGAUGUAACGCGU